AUGAUUAACUUUUGGCUUCUGGUGAUGCUCUCACUCCAGCUGGCUUGCGUGGCAGCUGAAGAGAAUUGGCUGGACUUGGAUUACGCCACUAAAGGGAAUCUGUCUGAAAGUGAUUGGCCGGGCGUAUGUAACACCGGCCAUAAGCAGAGUCCCAUUGAGCUGAACGAGGCUUAUGCCACACACGGACCAACGAAGUUGCAUAUACUGAACGAUACCGUGGAGCAGCCACAUUUGGCACUGCUCUACAAUGGCUAUGUGGUAAUUUUGCACAACUUUACGCACAGCAUUCGACUGAGCGGCGGCAUGCAGUUCCGUGAGCUGGUCUAUGUGGCGGAGCAGAUACACUUCCAUUGCGGCGCGGAACAUGUGCUAGAGAAUGUGCGCCAUGACAUGGAGGUGCAAAUCGUGUUCCGCCUGGAGUCUGCUGCCAGUCUGAAGGCGGCUUUGAACCAGGAAAAGGGUCUGGUUAUGGUGAGCGUCGUCUUUGAGGUCACCAAUGUGCCCAGUCGUGCCAUUGCUGCCAUUGUGGACACGCUGCGUGGGCAGCCCUUGGUGAAUGAAUCCACAUGGAAGAUCAACGAAAUGAACUCAAUAUUUCUGAUGCGGGAGCUGUACGGGGACAUAGGAGCCUACUAUCAGUAUCGAGGCUCCCUGACAGUGCCCGGUUGUGUGGAAAAUGUCGAGUGGCUAGUCAAGGCCAAGGUGCAGACAUUGACACGGCAACAGAUGGACACCCUGUGCCAUGUGGGUGGAGCCUCCAGCUUGGCACGCACUCACACGAGCUAUCGAGAGCUGCAGGAUUCCAAUACGCGACAGGUGUUCUACUUUACAGAAAGCAGCGCAAACAAUAUUCGAGUGUGCUGGAUAAGUGUUGGAUUUAUUUGUGUGUUUUUGAAUGGCGUAAACAUUUUUUAG
Messenger RNA from Drosophila guanche, 915 nucleotides. Its product is annotated as alpha carbonic anhydrase 3-like. Lineage: Eukaryota; Metazoa; Arthropoda; Insecta; Diptera; Drosophilidae. The transcript has 4 exons. The coding region runs from base 1 to 915 and encodes 304 amino acids. Gene Ontology annotation, cellular component: cytoplasm. Gene Ontology annotation, molecular function: zinc ion binding; carbonate dehydratase activity. The record is from RefSeq and is a predicted model, not a curated record.